GCUGCGCCAGUCUAUAAUCGAAUACAAGCGGUAGCGGAGCUCGACUCGCCACACAGCACCAGCAUAAAAUAUAAAAUAAUAUAUGUAUAAGUGCUGUAAAGCGGAGUCUGAUCUUCUGUCAUAAAGCAUUAAAUGGAUUUAUAAAAUCAUGAGUUCCCUUCAGCAAACUGGUCGCUUCCUUCCCUUCGCCAAUAGCAACAUACAAAGAAAACAGAUUUCCAGCCAAGCAGGCUUACCGCAAAGUCUAAGCGACAGCGACACUGACGUCUCCACGUCCAAUGAAAACCUUAGUAACGAGGAGCGAUAUGUCAUCAGGCACACGGCGCGACAAGAGCCACAAGGACAAGAAAAUCAGCAACACAGUCCUUCAAGGUCUUCCAGUCACAAAGAAAACAUACCAAACAUUCAGGCUAAUCUUCUGAAUAGAAAUAGUCUCAAAGACAGCUUAAAUGGAUCCAAUAGAAACAGUUUAAAAGAAAGUUUAAACGGUUCAAAUCGCAAUAGUUUAAAAGACAGUAUCAGCGGUUCAAAUAGAAACAGUUUAAAAGAUAAUCUGAGCAAUCGGAACAGUAUUGGAUCAAACAGAAGUAGCCUGGAUGUGUCAACUAGUUCAUACAAUACGUUAAUUAUUCACAAUGCUAACGAAGAAAAUCCAUGGACGCCGUCGUCAAGGUUAUCCGGGGUGGUGAGGGAACACAAUGAUAAUAUGACUUACAUAUUCUGCGAAGGCGCUGGUAAGCAGUCGCUGUCGAAUUUACCGCACGACGAUCAUAUUUACGAAAAUACCGGUCACGGUGGAUGCCAAGAAAUUACGGAUAUACCCGAUGAUUAUUUAAAUCAGUCGCAUGUUCUGAAGCAUCUUGCGAAAGAAGUCAGAGUUCCCUCGUAUUCGAAGCUCACGACCAAUGACGGAAAUUUUGAUGUCAAAAGUGAUCGAAGCAAAGAUUACGAGGAUCAAAACCAAUCUAAAUAUACUUCGACGAUGUUGCCAGUUAAAAGCAAAUUUCGACUCCCAGGACCCAUGGAAAAACUCACUCUUUCUAGGUCACAGCCAGAUUUAUCUAGAAUAAACAAAUCCGACAUAGAUACCUACGAUCCGAGAACAACGUCCCCGAGACCACAAACGAAAGGAAGAGAAGAAUUCGAAUCUGCGGCCGCCGAAGUGUGGCCUACGUCGGAAAUGGUUCAAAUUCUCAUACAGGAAAAUAGUGCCUUGAAACUCGAGCUCGAACGCUGCUUUAAAAAAGUAUCGAAAUCGCAGCAACUCGAACAAGAAAUCGCAAAAGUGCAUCGAGCACACGAAGAACUGGUAGCCUCUUGCGAAAGGCGAGAAAAAUUGGAGAGAGCCGCAAGAAUAAGACUUCAAAGCGAUUGUCGACGCAUGACUGAGCUGAAUCGAGCGCUCAGAGAUCAAAUUGAUUUACUAUCCUCUAGGACGGAAAGCCCCUUAUCAUUAGAAUCGAUGAGGAAAGAGUUGACGCAGAAGGAAUUAUUUAUUGGACAGCUUAUUACACAGACUAAAGAAUUAGCAGCAGCCAAAGAAAGACAAGAGAUUGAACUAGCCGCGCAACGAGCCACUCUUCAAGAGCAACGAACGCACAUAGAUAUUCUUGACACUGCAUUAACCAACGCUCAGAGCAAUGUAGUUCGUCUCGAGGAAGAGAACCGCAAAAAACAGGUUUACGUCGAUCGAGUGGGUCAGCUUCAACGCGCUCUCAGUUCGCUCCAAGCUUCCAGCGAUAGACGAGAAGAAACUGAGCGACAGUUGCGUGGACAGCUGGAACGCGAAUUGAGGGAAGGUGGUGGACACACUUCUACUAUAUACGGUAACGCAGACGGAGAAAAUAUUUCUGAGCUGAAGCGUAAACUUCGCGAAAGGGACGAAAAAAUAAUGUCUCUUGAAGGCGACGUAGCUAAAUGGGAGCAAAGGUACCUCGAAGAAAGUGCUCUCAGGCAAGCUGCCAUCGAUGCUGCUAGUCUUCCCAAAGAUGCAAAAAUAGCUGCACUUGAAAAAACGAGUCAAGACGCAGAAAAAAUGAUCGCCGAAGCACGAUCAGAAAAGAUGCGUCACAUGGACGAGGUGCACGCUGCACAAAAGAAACUUGCCGAUCUUGAAUCAAGAAUGAAAGAUCUCGAAUCAAAGUUAGCCGAAAGAGAUGCCAUGAUACGAGUAUUGCAAAAACAUACGUACGAUAAGGAGAGCAGUGCGAGCAGUAGUUAUCCUCCAGCACACUCUUCUCAUUCCAGCACAUCGGCGGAUCACCAUACAGCUUUAACAAGCACUCCUGAACUAGUAAGCAGCGUUUUGGGCACUGGCAGUGCAUAUGUAAGCUCAGGAUCUUAUGCUGUUUCGGAGAGCUAUAAAUAUAGAAAGCAAGGCAGCUUCGAACAAACCAAUAAAAGUCUCGAUGAUCAGCUUAAAGAGCUUGAUUCGCAGAUACUCAGCAAGCGUGCACUAUGCUGUUUUCCAGGAUUCUCUAAUCCAGGCGCUACGUCGCGAAAAGGAAAAAUACCCAAGCCACUAUUGGCGAGUGUAGUCGAUUCCAACAACGGCGGCAGCGGCGGAAGCGGCAGCAGCACGACCUCCUCCAAGUCGCGCCUGCUGCAGCACGACGACAACAGCCACCACCACCACUUGCAUCAUCAUCACCACCAGAUGCUCGGCUCGAGCGAGUCGACGGGGUUGCUCGACUUUGCCACGUCGCGAUUCAAAAGUCGCUUCUCCGACGGCAACAAGCCCGAGGACAUGAUGCUGCUGGAAAAGCAGGGGCGCAGCUCGCAGCGCCAGCGCAUGCAGGAGCCGUCGUCGGCCGAGGCGAGCCAGGAGCAGCAGCGGCGAGCCGGCAGCCUGCCGCCCUCGUCGCUGCCGAGGCCUCCCAAGUCCAGCCUGAAGCACCACUCGAACACGCGCUACGCGAGACUGAGCGACUCCGAGACCAGAAAGAAGACGACGAGCGAUCCGCGGGACUCGGGCAAUUGCACGCUCGAGUUCGGCCGUUUCGACACCAACAAGGUGCUGCGUCGCAAGAAGUCCAGCGAGAGCAUCAUGAAGAAGACGCUGGAGUACGAGCGGCUGACGGAGAAGCACCACCACUGCAGCAGCCGAGACGCCCAGGCGAGGUCUCUCAUACCGCCGCCGCCCUCGUCGAGGCGAAUGAUGGACUACGGCCGGCUGAGCGACGGCGACGCGAAGCAGCCGAGAAAGUCGCAAGAGUCGUCCAUCGGCUCGUCGCGUGGUCAGAGCACCGGUAGUAUUAUGAGUACCAAAAGCGACACCAACUCGACUCUGAGCACGUGCAUGUUGAAGCCUGGAACCAGGUCCAUACCCAGACCCAGCAACUACAGAAUUCAGUUUUGAGCGAUCGCGCUCAAAAAGUCGAGAAGUAGUUUUAUCUAUGUUAUACACUAGUCAUUACCAAAGCGCACAUGUGUAUUUGUCCUUCUUUGUCGAUUAUUUUCCUUGUACAUGCGUACAGACUACGCACUCGAUUGGAACAAGAAUGAUACGCGUUUGAUAUCGAUUUUUUUAUUAUUCCACGCGACAAUGAUUUGUUAUACACCAAUGAAAAAAGUACAAAUGUAACUUUUAUUUCGGAAUUUUCCCCGUUUAGAACUGAUUCGAAUGGAUAUUUAAUUUCUGGAACAAUAAAAAAUUCCAUGUCGAGCGUAUUAUCAUUUUUAAACUCAUAACGUUGUUAAAUUCUGAAUUUUCGCUUUAAUGAGAACCGAAACUUGAAGUGUAAUCGACACUUGUCAAUUAUACUGUGUCUUUAAACGUAUACAUUUUAUGAAAAAGUACACAAAUUGAUGUUGCCUAAUAUAUUUAAUUACUUAUAAUGACGUGCAUGUCAAAUCAACGCAAAUAUUUACAUGUUUCACAUCAAAGAUAUUUUUUUUUUUACACUCCUCACGAAGUCACGAGUGUAUACUAUCUGAAACCAUAACAUUAUAACUCGAGUGAUUGGAAACUUGAGUCAAGUGUAAAAAUGACGCAUCGAACCAAGAUGUGUGUAAGCAUUGAUAAAUGAGAAAAAUCUGCGACAAGUCCCAGUAAUUGACAAUUGUGCUCGCGUAUAAAUUCAUAUACGAGAGACAAAAAACGAUUAUCGUUACUAAUAUUUAUUAUGAGAGUAUAGUUAUAUAAUUUAUUUGUAGAAUCGAAACAGUCGUAAGUGUUAUAAUUUCGUUGGCUUAAUCUAUAAACAAGAAAAGCUUUAUUUCGUUGUAAUGAAUGUCAUAAUGUGCCGUAAUGAAUAUUUUUUAAUAUUCACCUAUUUCCAUAAGUUAUGAAAUUGAAUGGAUUUUGGAGCAGCGAGAAUGUAAAAACCUUGAUGGUUUUUUGUCAUUUAUAAUGCUGUUUUCAUAAUAUUGCGCACUAGGUGAUGCAUCAUUGAUAGUCUUGCAUUUUAAAUAAUUACAGCUGCCAAAAAAUUUCUAAAUCAAUUUUAUACAAACUAUAUGAUCUGUGUGCAUAAUAAGAAUUUUCAUUAAUACAGCUUUAUGUUGGUUGUGUUGUAACAGCUGACCAAAAGUAUUAGCAGCUUUUAUUCGUUUUUGAUUUGUAUUGAUAAAAACAUUUGAAAAUGUGCAUUUGUAGAUCUGUAUUAGUUUUUACGUUAGUUUUUUUUGCAAUCUCUUUUUUCUCUUCCGAGUAGUUUUACAUCAAUCUUUUGCCAAAUGAUCAAAGUAGCGAUUUGAAUAUAGUAUUUAUAAUUUAUAAAGUAAAAACUCAUUUCACACUUUUUCUCGCAUUAAAAAGGCUGUUAUUUCACAUUCAUCGUAAAGAUGUUAAUACGAAAACUCACAAAAUACUUUUUUAUUGUGAUGCAUACGUACGAAAGUACUGUUUUUAUCUUAAAAAUCUAUUGAUUUAUUAAUGUUACAAUUGGUAAUUCAAAAUAUAUAGGACUUAUAUUAUGCAAGAAUACCAAAAUUGCACCAAAAGAGAAACUGGGAAGCUUCCAUAAAAUCGUUAUUCUUUUUACCUGCUUAAAAAAAAAGAAAACAUUUUUAAGCUCGAGUUACAUAAAUUACAGUUUUGAUAAUUAAUUCGUACUUUUAUACUGUGUAUCUAAAGCAUACGAACAUUCCGCUGAGUACAUUAAUUUUUAAUAGAUUUACCAAAUAUCUUGAUAGUCUUUCAGGUCAGUAGACUUUAUAAAUUUUGCGAAAAUCUCAACCCAUAAUUUAAAUGAUUGAAAUUAGUAACUUACAAGAGAAUCUCCUAUGGAAUAAAAUAUCUUACAGUACAGAAGUUUUUGCGAUUUAUAAUGAGAAGCUUCCGUACAUUCUCCAGUGCUACCUUCACCAAAGAUGCGCCUCCUGUUAUUAGCGUUAACAAUUAUUAGUUAUAUUUAAGUCAAAGUUUUAGUUUUAAAUUGACGAAAUGCCUUAUAUAACGAAUAUAAUAAUCUUAGGUACGGUCGCAUAAAUUUUUGCGUACCCAAAUAUUGUAUCAUGAAUAUUUUUGCGUUCUACGCUAAUUUUAUCAGUGCCGUACCUCCAUAAGAGAGAUUGAAAAAACUUUUCGUUCGCACGCCAAAUUUGUAUAAAUAUUAUACCGUAAGCAACAAUUUGUUUGCUCUCUAUUUUUGAUAUAGCCUUUACUUCAAGCCUAGCCCAUGUAAAUUAUAUUUUAAUUUUUUACACUUUCAUAAUUCACAUGGGUUUGCAAAACCUUUUCCUUUCCCUCGUUCAAAGAGGGCAAGUGUUAUAAGGUAUAAAUUUGUAAUUUGAAGCAAAGUUGAUCUUGGCCAAAUGGGGCUAUGAAAAUGGAAUAGAGUAAGCGAUCUGCGAGCGAGAGAAAUGGUGAAAUAAUAUGAUUUACAUUUGUUUGUUUGGUUUUUUAGUCGAAAAACACGAAGUUCCGUAUUUUCGUAGCUUGUAUAUAAACAACAUAUGUAUAAAUUUGAGUGAGCUUGUUGAUAUAGUUUUACUAACUUGCGAUUCCUUAUACUGUCGAUUGUCAUAUCAAAACAUAUCGAAAUAAAAAUUGUUUGUAGUUCA
Messenger RNA from Trichogramma pretiosum, 6006 nucleotides. RefSeq lists its product as uncharacterized. Gene Ontology annotation, cellular component: plasma membrane; cytoplasmic vesicle; bicellular tight junction. The transcript is spliced from 11 exons. Gene Ontology annotation, biological process: regulation of cell migration; actin cytoskeleton organization. Lineage: Eukaryota; Metazoa; Arthropoda; Insecta; Hymenoptera; Trichogrammatidae. The record is from RefSeq and is a predicted model, not a curated record. Bases 149 to 3358 code for a protein of 1069 amino acids.